ACUGCCCCUACCGAUGUGGCCCGUAGUGCGACGAGUGCACCAGCCGCUGCCAUCACAGCCGACAAAGCCCCCGCCAAACCAAAGGCAGCCGAAGACCUCCAGAAAGACCCAGACAAUGAUUCAGGCAUUAAUUCGGGUGAUGGUGCGUCGUUGCACACCGAAACGCCGGCGGUAGGCGUAAAAGUGGUCGCCAUAAGCGCUUCAGGGGAAGUGCCGGAUGAGCAUGUAUAUGACACUCUAACCAGCAUCGCCCCGAUUCCGAAUAGAACUCCGGGCAUCUACCCGGAUGUGGUCAACGGUUCUAGUGAUGAUGACGAGAAGGACAAGGCCGCCGUCACCUUGGCAACGGGUGACGGUGGGGUGUACACGCACGCGGACGCGCGCAGAUUGGCACACGCACACUCAUAUGCAGACGGGACCAGUGGUUUGUCUCAGGAACAGGAAGCCGCCCGUAUGGCAGCGCUUGCGAGGUUUACGGCAAAUACUAUGUAUCCGGAUGCGUCCCCCACCACAGACAACAAUCCCCGACCCGCUAAUCGGCUGUACCCCAAUAUGUCCGCCCCCACUGGGUACACCAACCAGCUGCGCACCUUCCAGCCCACCCUACACACCUCCACCGAACUUCGGUUCCAGCCCAGCGCGCCGGCCCUGGACGAUGCGGCGUACCACGGCAUCUACGGUGACGCCUACAACCCUUACUUAGACUCCACAGCCAAUGCAGCCGUGCUCAACCAAUACAUAGGACUAUUCGCAACCGAGCACGGACACAGCACGCACCUGCACCAGCCAGCGUCUGCACCCGACCUGUACGCGUCACAACCGCUGGCACCCCCGGCGUACCAUGUCCUGGGCGAUGGUACCGGUCCCGCAAUGGAUAACGGGACAUCCAGCUCCGGCGGUGGAACGGACACUGGCGCUACUACUGGCCGGUUGGAUACCUACGACGAGCUGCGGCUGGUGCAGAAAGCGAUGUAUGCGCGGCAUCCCCAAAGCGUGCUAGCACCCUCUCCGACUACACACCGUGUGCAGCCUUCUCAGGCCCAGACACAGGCCAUAGUGGAGACGCCAGCCGAUGCACCGGACAGCACAGACGUCGAGAGUAAGAGUGACGUACCUACACCUACCACUCCAUCAGCCGUAGCGGUUGAAGGUACGGACGCGGUGGCGACCGGAACGGCGCAGGAAGAGACGGAGACGCCGAACAGGCCGGCAGGUGCGGGAAAGAAGACACCCCCGCGCAUACCACAGAGGACUAAGGUGAAGCCCAGUACAAGCACAAGCACUGUAGGAUCAAUGAGCCCGUGUGUAAACACAGGCAAGGACGCGGAUGUGGCUGCUACAGACCCGGAUAGGACCGGUACAGACGCAGACAGGACCGGUACAAUCGCAGACAGGACCGGUACAGACACGGAUAGGACCGGUACAAACCCGGAUACAGGUCCACGUGUACCCGCAAGGAAGCACGUGCGUGCAUCAUCCGAUGUGCAGGCGCCGAGGCCUAACAAGCCUACACCACCGUCAAGGAAACACUCGCGCACCAGUUCGCACUCGCUAGUUGCUACGUUACGCGCCACUGGUAGCUAUGGCAACGGCGAUGGUGCGCGCUCGCCACACUCACCACAGGCCAAGAUUGUGGAUUCUUUACCGAGUCCAUCUACACUCACCCCAAGCAGGAAGCACUCAGGCUCAAAGACCGGAGCACCCGAUGUACCACCCAGACUAUCACCGAAUACCACGAGUUAUUUAUACCCUGCAGUACCAGAGACUGUACCGAAAGAACAAUCAGUGAAUGUUGUCUGUACAGUCUAUCCUUCAGCCCAAUAAAAAGAAGACUAUAGUAAG
Molecule: messenger RNA, 1842 nt
Organism: Sphaeroforma arctica JP610
Lineage: Eukaryota; Ichthyosporea; Ichthyophonida
Exons: 1
Source: RefSeq, a predicted model, not a curated record